This is a messenger RNA of Trichogramma pretiosum, 3026 nucleotides long. Its product is annotated as putative ankyrin repeat protein RF_0381. The record is from RefSeq and is a predicted model, not a curated record. The transcript is spliced from 3 exons. Bases 1025 to 2728 code for a protein of 567 amino acids. Lineage: Eukaryota; Metazoa; Arthropoda; Insecta; Hymenoptera; Trichogrammatidae. Gene Ontology annotation, molecular function: protein binding.
UUUAUAUUUUAGUAUAAUAAAAGUGGAGUAUAUUUUGUAUUAAGUAAGUAUUAAAUUAGUACUAUAAUUUGGAAAAUUGUGUUAUAAUUGUUGAUAAAACACUUUCAGUUUCUUUAAUUAAUGUUGCAAUUAGAUUUUUACUUUGCUGAAAAUUACAGUCUGUAAAAAAUUUAAAGCUCAUGAUAGAUUUUCUAACAAGUAUGUCGUUCAAAACGACUUUUCACUUAAUUUUUUUUUUUAGAUAAUUUUUGUAAAAAGCGUCCGCUCAUUAAAACAUCAUUUUUGCGUGACGUAUAUUAAUCGAUGUAAUUCUUGUAAAUCUUUAUCAAUCCUUGAUAUGUUCGGGCUAUAUUGAUAUUUUCACGUACAUGUAAAAUCGAUAUCGUAGGGUCUGCACCCUUUGCCUUCAGCUAGUCUUCUAUAUAUCUAUAUCAUUUUCAAAAUCACCUACGUAUUCGACGACCUUGAACUACUUUGUUCCCUGCACUCAUCCUUAAUCUAAACUCCUGAUUUUCGCGUGUCGAAAAGAACUUUCCAGGGGUAAGAACUAUUGUACUUUUGCUGUGAAAUUGAAUAUUAUCACUUAUAAAAUUGAUAAUUAAUUGUUGAUUUUCCUUUUUUCAUUUCAGGAUAAGCACAAAUUUAUGAUAUGUUAACACGCUCGGAAUAAUAUUUCGAGCUACGUGCAUGAGCGACUCCGCUGGAGACAAAAAAUAUCAGCCACAUAUGUUGCAUCUGCGCGUAAUGUGCAUUUUUCCCCAGAAAUCAGCUGAUACGUUAACCUGCGCUCAGUGCAUUCGCUGCAGUGUCAGAGUCGUAGUCGAGCGCUGAAGGUAAACAUGAAUGUAACAUAGAGACGUGUCAAAGUUAAAGUGGAUCAUAUAGCGAUCAAAAUAAACAGAUUCGAAAACGUGAGAUGCAGCUGAAUUCGAUUGAAGAAAAUCGCAUUUGAAAGGCAUAAAGCGAAGAUAUUCAAGGUGGUGAAGAUUGUUGGCCCUAAUGAAAAAAUAUCAACCUCAGAAUCAUGGCAGAAGUAGAUCAGCACAAUAGUCAUAUCAUUAGAAAUUUUCCAAUGUCUUUCAAAUUGCCUUUUACAAGCUGCCUUACACCUCAAGAUGUUAAUAUCAAAGAUCUAGAGGGCAAUAGUCCUCUGCACUUUGCAGUAGUUUCCACAGACAAAAGCAUUGUUGAGAUACUUCUUAAUGCUGGAGCAGUUAUCAAUGAUGCUCGACUGGACGGUUUUACUCCCCUUCAUAUGGCUGUGCAAUCUGGAAAGGAAAAUAAUGUCAAGCUGCUGCUGGAUUGUGGUGCAAGAGUAGAUUCUAAGGAUUUAUUUGGUAAGACACCACUGCAUUUAGCUGCUUGUGUUAAUUAUAGAGAUGAAAGGAAAAUGCUGAGAAUUGCUAAACUACUUUUGGACACUGGGCCUGAUUCAAAGGCUUUGCUGAAUGAAUGCACAGAUUCUGGAGAAACUGCCCUGCACUAUGCCAUCAUGAAUGGUAGCAGAGAAUUAUUAACUCUAUUUUUACAAUAUGGAGCUAACGUUAACGCAAAAAAUCGUGAUGGCAAGUGCCCUCUUUUCUUUGCCAUAGAAUUCGAAAACACAAAAAUUGCCAAAUUGCUGCUGAAGCACGAAGCCACUAUAGUUAAUAGUAAAACUAAUCACGGCAUAACGCCGCUGCACGAAGCAAUAACACAACGAGCCGAAAAAAAUGUACAAUUAUUAUUAGACUAUGGAGCCGAUGUCAAUGCCAAAGAUAUUUACGGAAAUACACCUUUGCAUAUCGCAGCCAGAUUAAAUUAUCUGGAUGAAAGAACAAUGGAUCGAAUUGUAAAACUUUUAGUCGACAAAGGCGCUGACGUGAACGACGACACUAUGGCAGGUGAAACAGCUUUUCACUUUGCAAUAAUCAACGGAAACGAAAAAUUGGUACGAUUGUUUCUCAAGUACGGAGCCAAUGUAAAUAAAAAGAAUCACGACGGAAAAAGUUCCUUACACUUUGCCAUACAAUACAGCAAUAAGAACAUUGUCAAGUUGUUAUUGGAUCGAGGGGCCCGCAUCGACGAUCGUACGAACGAUGGAAAAUUGUCCCUGCAUGUCGCAGUCGCAGUCGAGGAUGAGAACAUGAUCAAAGUUUUACUAGAAUAUAACGCGGACGUUAAUGCGAUCGACAGAAGCGGCAAAACGCCAUUGUCGCUGGCGUUCGAAGUCGCCUACAUGAGAAGCAUCUACAAUCCGUGGAACGGGUUCUGUCCCAUACACACUGAUAUCGGUUGUGACGAUAAUAUAUUCGAAUUACUCAUCAAACACAUUGCCAAAAUGCCGAAAAUCAGCGAGGAAAACCUGCGCAUGAUAAACAACGAUGAAAAAUUGAGCGUAUUCUUCAGGAACUGUCUGAAGGAGCUGUCGAGAAUGAAGCCUAAUAUCUGUGAUAACAUAUCGCUUUUCAAAGUACUUACGAAAAGUAUGGACAUUAUUGUAGGAUAUACCAAAAAUCAGGAUCUGUUAAGAUUACUACAUUCCAAUGUUUUUGCAAACGAAUUCCCAAUCUACUAUUCCAUGUUGAAAGAAAGAUUCCACAAGGCGGAGAGUCGGAGACGUUUGAUCGAGCCCUCACUGGUAGUCUUCAGUUGGCUGGUGAGACCUUACGUUUUACCGGAUAUAGUGACAAGCCAAAUCUUCAGUUAUUUGACAUCCGAAGAUUUAGUGAAUUUGAAAAUGACUUGAAGAAGUUUGAAGUGAUAAAGUUUACCAAAAAAAAAAAUAAUUGAAGCGUGUGUGAAUCAAUUAGUCACUCACGAGAGGAUUUAAAAAAAAAUUAGUUGUACUCACGGAUAUAUUAUUCGUUACCCUUGGCACACUUGUUCUCCGAUUUCGUUUGAUAAUAAUUGUUCUUGUUUGUUGAUAAUGUUCGGAUAAUUGUUAAUGUAUACAAGUAUGCAUACAUAUCUUAACUCUUACAUUAAAAACAAAGAAAAAACAAAUUCAAAAAAGAAAGACUUGAUGAAUAUAUUUUUGCAAAGGU